AGGAAGAUCACACGAGAGGAAGCCAUAAAAAAAUAGUGUCUUAACCCAAAACCUCCAACUUUGUAGCAAUAAGAUUAACAACAUCACAAGAGUAUGAAAAUAGUGGUCACCGGCGCGUCAGGUUAUCUAGGAGGCCGGUUGUGCCACGCGCUACUGCGUGAGGGUCACUCCGUUCGGGCCUUGGUACGGCCGACCAGCGACCUUUCCUUCCUGCCUCCGCGCACGGAUGCCGACUUAGAGAUCGCCUAUGGUGAUAUCACCGAUUACUCUUCGCUCCUACCAGCCUUCUCUGGCUGCCACGUCGUCUUCCACGCCGCCGCCAUGGUCGAGCCCUGGCUCCCCGAUCCUUCUAAGUUCUUCUCGGUCAAUAUAGGUGGAUUAGAGAACGUGUUGCGAGCGGUUAGAGAGACGAAGACGGUGGAGAAGGUUGUAUAUACGUCGUCGUUUUUCGCUCUGGGACCAACCGAUGGCUAUGUCGCCGACGAGACUCAAGUCCAUCAAGAAAAGUUUUUCUGCACUGAGUAUGAGAAAUCCAAAGUUGCAGCUGAUAAGAUUGCGUUACGAGCUGCCUCGGAGGGGUUUCCAGUCGUAGUUGUUUAUCCCGGAGUUCUCUAUGGUCCCGGAAAGGUGACAGCGGGGAAUAUCGUGGCUCGCCUGAUAAUCGAACGUUUUAAUGGGCGGCUACCUGGUUAUAUAGGCGGUGGAUUUGAUAAGUAUUCCUUUUCCCAUAUAGAUGAUGUAGUCAAGGGGCAUAUUGCAGCCAUGAACAAAGGUCGGCUUGGUGAGAGAUAUCUACUAACAGGUGAAAAUGCAUCAUUCAAGCAUGUUUUUGAUAUAGCUUCUAUCCUCACUGCAACAUCGAGGCCUAAAUUUAACAUUCCCCUGUGGUUGAUUGAGGCCUAUGGGUGGGUAUCAGUUCUUUUCUCUCGGAUAGUGGGAACUCUACCGUUAAUCAGUCCCCCGACGGUUCAUGUUUUAAGGCAUCAGUGGGCAUAUUCCUGUGAGAAAGCCAAAGUAGAGUUGGAUUACAACCCCAGAAGCUUGAAAGAAGGGCUGGAAGAGGUUCUGCCGUGGCUGAAGAACUUAGGCUUGAUUAAAUACUAAUGAGAAAAGCCUUUUUGUUGACCCCUCUCCUUUCUAACAGCCAGGUUUUUGUAUAAUAAUGCUUUAUGUAUAAUAAACUUUCAUCAAGCAACUUUUCAUAUGCAUAAUAUCAUAUUCUGAUAGUCAACAAAUUUAUACCAAUUUUCAUUUUAUUUUA
Molecule: messenger RNA, 1261 nt
Organism: Humulus lupulus (European hop)
Lineage: Eukaryota; Viridiplantae; Streptophyta; Magnoliopsida; Rosales; Cannabaceae
Exons: 5
Coding region: 94-1104 (336 amino acids)
Source: RefSeq, a predicted model, not a curated record